ACAUCUGGGGGGGUGAAGUCACGUCGACCCCUCGACGUUUGAUCGCGGGAAAGUCAGCAUUGUGUCACUUUGUAAUAUUUUGACAUUGGGGGAAAAACACAGAGCACAUAGCAGGUCUCCAAAAUAUGUUUCAUCAGCGUAAAAAGUGGAUGAGAGGCUUAAAAUACACAACAGAUGGACUCCAAAACUCCUUUUGGUGCAUGUCCUCAUCUUGAUUUGCAAGCUUUUGCUUCCAGGUUCUACCAAGAAGAAUACUUGGCUUUCCAAGUAUGAUCAUGACGACAAACAUUCAAAUAUAUGAUAAUGUAGUAGACACGAGUGUUUAUCCCCCCCCCCUCCCCCAAAGGCAGAGCUUUUAAUUCCUCCAGAGGAUAUUUAAUAUUAUAAACCAGUUUGAACACUUCAAUCAUUAUUCCGUUGCACUUAAAUAAUGAUUCAAAAAUUACGCAAAUGUUAAAAGCAAAAUUGUAGUUAAAUAAAAAAAAAAACAAAAAAAAAACACCUCUUAAAGAUUUAAGUUUGAAGUCCCGUGUGUACCAAACUGAGCAUCAAUGUGGAGUACUUUAUUCGUCUAGUUAUGUACUUCUAAAGAGAAGUGUUCUGGGAAUACUGCAAUAAUAAAAUAUGAAUAAAUAAAUAAAAUGAUGCAGCACGACGGUUCAGCUGGUCAAGCCUCACAGUUCUGAGGUCCCUGGUUCGAUCCUGGCCCCCGCCUGUGUGGAGUUUGCACGUUCUCCCCGUGCCUGUGUGGGUUUUCUCCGGGUGGGCACUCCGGUUUCCAUCCAACAUUAAUUGGACACUCUAAAUUGCCCCAAGGUGUGAUUGCGAGUGCGGCGGUUUGUCUCGGUGUGCCCCGCGAUCGGCUUGCGACCAGUCCAGGGUGUACCCCGCCUCCUGCCCCUUGCCGGCUGGGAUAGGCUCCAGCACGCCCCGUGAACCUCAUCAGGAUAAGCGGCUAAGAAAAUGGAUGGAUGGAAUUUACGAUCUACUUUUCGAAUCAGAAAUCAAGGGUAAAGCGUUUUUCAAACUAUUCAUUUUCGGUAACACAAAAAUGCGUACAAUAUCGCAACGUUGAUCAUUUAUGAGGCCUGACAAUUUGAAUUUUUUUGUAGAAAUUUUUUACAAGAAUAAUUGAAAUUGAUACUUUAGAUUCAGCUCCGGGCAUUGAGUUUGACACCUGUGCUGUACAUAAACAUCUGUAUCCAUGAGGCAAACAUAUUAAAGAUAAUGCAGCAUUCAUGAAAUCAGCCAACAUAAUAUAAACAAGCAUAUCCUUCAAAGUACUUGAAGUUUAAUUGCUCGCAUUCGAAUAUAAAAUUUUGCAUAUUAUACAGUCAGAAUGUAAAUGCCUGGGAAAUGUCAGAUAAAAAAAAAAAAAGGCGCAAGACUCGACCAAAGCCAAACAUCAAUGCACAAGCGGUGACUUCUUCUCAUAUCGUUCAAAUCUUAAUCUUUGAAGCUUCCCUCCCAUUAUUCAAUAACCGAUGCGGUGGCAGGAAACGGCCAGGAAAACUUCCACACCCCUGAUCUUAUCCCAAGCACUUCUCUCAACACGCACAUGAAAACGGGCCUCUUGCGUUGUGCUCGCUGGAGGGGGGAAAAAAGUCACAAUCAUUUCCAGUUUUCGACACAUUUGAUCAUAAAAGGACGGUAUGUUCUUCUUUUUAAAAGAAAACAGAAUCAAAGGGAAUUCUCUCUUUUGUGGAAGGAUUAGUUAUCGGCAAAUGGCAUAUUUCGCAAAGGAUAAAGAAUAUAUAUCUUCAUUUCCGGUCUAUAAGCUGCAAUUUUUCACACGCUGCGGUUUAUGCGGCGAUGCGGCUAAUUUGUGCACUUUUUUUUUUUUUUUUUUUUUUUUCAAGAGUGAGACCGGUGGAAUAUAUGUGCCGAGGAAGUGACCUUUACCGGUCCGGCCCUGUUAGCCCUGCGCUAGUGUGUUACUGCUGUGUCUCACUGAUUUUUACCGGUAUGUUUUUUUUCCAACCGGCUCUGUUAGGGCGGCGCCGCUAGCGUUAGCGUGGUGGCGCUAGCAUUAGCGCGGCGUCGCUAGUGUUAAACUGUCUGUGUAACAUCUUUCUUUGUAAAUAUCUCGUGUUUCAAUGUCGGUUUCAAUCUGGGCACUUGCAACUUUUACACAGCUGCAGCCCAUCAAUUACGGUAUCUUAGCGGUUUGAUUGUCUAUUUGUGUUGACGCACCGUGUGUGUUCAAAUAUCUGUUUCUCGUGUUGCGUUCACUGCCAUCAAGCAACUUGUGUCACAAUUUAUUGUUCAAACUCAUAUCUCAAGUCCGUUGCUAACCAAAACAGCGUCGCAAAAGCACAUAAGCAGUGCCUCACGCGACAGUUUCGCCAUAAUAGUUUUCAAACCGCACUUCGGCUUCACAUAAAUCACAAAAAGUAAGUGACGCAUCGCGCAAACACUUUCUCAUACGGUAUUUGUACAACGCUAGUCCUCCCCGCUAAUAAAUGCAAUGCGGUUCUGAAAUGAUGAACAAAGAGUUUGAACUAUGGCCCGACAAUAAUAAGUCAGCUACGCUAAGAUGUACGCGGGUCGUAAAUUCUCAAUUAAGUGAGCAAGCACCCGGCGUUAAAUUAUCGGUCCGAUUAGGACGCUACCGCCCUGCGAUUGGUACCGUUUCACAAUGUUGUGAUAGAGAUGCUUGAGGAGCACCAGCCAUUGAUUGGGGUUGCGGUGCGGGGAGGGGGGAGUGGAGUAGAUAUGGAGGAGUGUGAGGACACUGGUAGAUAUGAUGGGGGGGGGGGGGGGGGUCAAGGUUCUGAAGAUGAACCAGAAGGUGCUGGGAGGAUUGUAUGGAUGUCUGUGCUUGCCACAUUCCGAACAUGCCGUUGUAGCAGGCUAACGAGGGCUGGGUGUGGGUACGAGGGGGGUUGCAGCACCCCCAGUCCCCCCGCAAUGAAAUUCAGUAGACUACAGGACAGAAAAGUUGGACGGGAUGGAGCGACUGAGCUCACAAGUGAGGAAUUCAAACGCCGGACGUGAGAGGGCAGGGCCCGAUGCCACUAGUUGUGUGCGUGUGUGUGCACGGCACGCAUCCAAAUCCAUGGUGAUUAAGUAACACCCACCUCUGACAUCCGAAGCGGAAAGGAUGGCUCUGCGUUCCACCAAUUGCUCCAAAUUCGUGAUUUUUUUUUUUUUUUUAAACGAUUGUUUGGAAAUAUCACGCUUGAAAAAAAAAAAAAAUAAUAAUAAUAUGAGGCCUCGUUUGAUAAUGUCACUUGUACUUUUGGCUGGCUAAUUUGUUGGAGUUUCCGUCGCUCGGAUUAAUGUUCCUCUUUUGAUGCUCAAUAAUUGAGGUCGGUAUGAACAGUGAGGGCGGCUGGUAAAGCGUUGGCCUCACAGUUUUGAGGUCCCGGCGUCGGUCCCGGCCCCGCCUGUGUGGAGUUUGCAUGUUCUCCCCGCGCCUGCGUGGGUUUUCUCCGGGCACUCCGGUUUCCUCUCACAUCCCAAAGGAUGAUUCUGAGUGUGACUGUUUGUCUCCUUGUGCCCUGCGAUUGGCUGGCAACCCGUUGACAGCUGGGAUUGGCUCCGGCACUCCCCGCGACCCCCGUGAGGAUAAGCGGCAAAGAGAAUGGAUCUGUGGGGAUGUCAGAAUUUCCGUCUCUCAAAACACUAAGUCACAUCAACAAUGAAAACCACCUAUUAAAUGUGUAGUCUUACAGGUGCAUCUGCACAAUUCUGUAUUUCAAUUUUUAUCAGUCAAUCAUUUCCAACUUAUCCAGAUUUCUGAAUUACAUAGGAAAAGUCCCAUCUCAUUUCUAUAUUAGAGUUAAUUCUCCUUAUGUCAAAUUUUCCUGAAAUUGAAAAUUUCACAUUUCCAAUAGCUAUAGGCUCCAAUAAAAAUUAAAAUAUAAUGUGUGUGCACCCGCAGAUAGUGAAACCCUGGUCUACUACGUACAAACGUCGGUGACUCAACUGCCUACGACACGAAUUAAAGAGACUUGUUUGACAUUCAACCAUCUUGAGGCACAAAUUGACGCAGUGCACUACGGUGGCAUUCUCGGGCCAGUCUUUUCCUGUUAGUGCUUCCGAUGACCUUUUUGGACGUGUUCUUACGGGCUCGCCCUACGGCGGCCGAGUAAACCCCCGGCGUCGGAGAGCGGUAGUAUGACAUCCCCGCUUCUAAUGAUGUCACAGCUUUCGUACGCCGCCCGGGGGGGAAUAUUCCGAGAGGUGGCGGCGCACAGGAAGGCGAUGCGUGCGUCGAGCCGCACGCGAAUGACAGCCGUGAUUCAGGAUUUGCCCGAGUACCAUGUCAAAUGUUUGACCCCACUUUAACCUGGCUCGGCCCCACCCCUUCGCUCUACUCGUCACUAUUAAAGACAAGAUUCAGAGAGGGACCAUCACUGCGUAAUCCAAGAAAGGACCACCUCCUCGCACUGCAGGAUGCCGGGAAAGCUCACGUCAGGUACUACCGUCGCUCUGCGUGCCGUCUUCGUUCUCUGCAUUUAUCGUGUCAAUCCCUCCGCCCAGUUUGGCUGUUACUGGCCGGUCUCACGUCAGGCGGCGGACCCACUUCGGUGACUGCGGCGCCCGUCUGCGCCAACGGCCAGGCCGGGUGCCGCGUCCGCUCGUUGGCCAACCUGUUCGACAGAGUCAUCCAGCACUCGGCCAGGAUGCACGGCAUCUCCGAUGACCUUCACUCCGACUUUGAGCAGUUCUUCGUGCCUAGUAGGAAUCACAUUGGAAGGCUCAGUCGCAACUGUCACACCGCCCACCUCAUCACCCCAGACGGCAAGGAGAACGCUCAGAGAAUAGCGCGCGAGGAGCUCACCGAGGUGAUCCUGAAGCUCCUGGUGGCGUGGAGAGACCCCCUCUGGCACUUCCACCAGAUGGCGGCCCACCACCACGACCCGGCCAACUUCAGCUCCGACAAAGCCCUCGAGAUGAGCGACAUGGUGCGUGAGCUACGCAUAGGCGUGGAGAAAGUGGCCCAGAAGAUGCAGACACUGGGGAUGAUCAGCAACUCCGUCAGCAGCCCGUCGUCUCCGGAGGACCUGGCCCCCUCGGGAACCGGCGAGUGGCGCCUGAUGAAAGACCACGAGCUCCUCUACUGCUUCCGCCGUGACUCGGACAAGAUCCAGAACUAUCUGAAGAUCCUCAAGUGUCGCAUCGUACCCGACCACGGCUGCUGAACGGGAGACAAGUAUCACGGAACCAUUUGGAAUCAAGAAGCUCCCCUUCCUAACUACACAGAUACUGUGAAAA
Syngnathoides biaculeatus (alligator pipefish) is the source of this 5223-nucleotide messenger RNA. RefSeq names its product prolactin 2 (gene prl2). Gene Ontology annotation, biological process: response to nutrient levels; positive regulation of receptor signaling pathway via JAK-STAT. Lineage: Eukaryota; Metazoa; Chordata; Actinopteri; Syngnathiformes; Syngnathidae. The record is from RefSeq and is a predicted model, not a curated record. The coding region runs from base 4275 to 5150 and encodes 291 amino acids. The transcript has 6 exons. Gene Ontology annotation, cellular component: extracellular region. Gene Ontology annotation, molecular function: hormone activity.